Molecule: messenger RNA, 3762 nt
Organism: Pleuronectes platessa (European plaice)
Lineage: Eukaryota; Metazoa; Chordata; Actinopteri; Pleuronectiformes; Pleuronectidae
Gene: alox5a
Product: arachidonate 5-lipoxygenase a
Exons: 14
Coding region: 197-2221 (674 amino acids)
Biological process (GO): lipid oxidation; linoleic acid metabolic process
Cellular component (GO): nuclear envelope
Molecular function (GO): protein binding; arachidonate 5-lipoxygenase activity; iron ion binding
Source: RefSeq, a predicted model, not a curated record
UGACUGCUGUCCUUCCGGGACCGCCCUCUUCUGCCUGAUUACACAUCGUGGUAUUUGUCCUCUACACAGUUGGUGAAACAGUUUUGAGCAAGAAGAGGAAAGUUGCCUCAGCUGCAACCUGAACUUGUCGUGGCUGGGAGCAGAACAGAUCUUCUGCAGAGUUCUUGGUCCUCGGGGACAUUUGUCUGACCUCGACAUGCCUUCUUAUACGGUGACUGUUGCCACAGGGGACCAGUGGUUCGCAGGGACAGACGACUACAUCUACAUCACCUUGGUGGGCACGGAGAAAUGCAGCAGCAGAACGCUGCUGGACAAACCUCUGUACAAUGACUUUGAGAGGGGGGCGGUAGACUCCUAUGAGGUGAGAGUUGAGGAGGACCUAGGGGAGCUUGUGCUGGUGAAGAUUGAGAAGAGGAAGUACUGGGUGCAGGACGACUGGUACUGCAAGUACAUCACGGUCAAGACCGCCUCUGGAGACUAUUUAGAGUUUCCCUGCUUCCGCUGGCUGGUGGGCGACAAGGAGGUGGUGCUGCGGGACGGACGAGCACAUCUGCCUCAGGAUGAUAAGAUCGGCCUGGUCAAACAGCACAGACAAAAAGAGCUGAAUAUGAGGAAAAAAACCUACAGAUGGAAGGAGUGGCAGCCGGGCUUUCCUAUGAGCAUAGAUGCCGAAAGACACCAGGAUUUGCCUCGAGACAUCCAGUUCGACAGUGAGAAAGGAGUGGACUUUGUGCUGAACUACGUUAAGGCGAUAGAGAAUCUGUGUGUGAACCAGUUCAUGCACAUGUUCCAGUCCUCCUGGACCGAAUUUGCUGACUUUGAGAAGAUCUUUGUAAGAAUCAAAAACACAAUCUCAGAGUAUGUGAUGCAACACUGGAAGGAGGACUUCAUGUUUGGAUACCAGUUUCUGAACGGCUGCAACCCAGUAGUGAUCCAAAAAUGCACCAAACUUCCCGACAAGUUUCCCGUCACCCACGAGAUGGUUUCCUCCAGCCUGGAGAGGGAGCUGACUCUGGACGAGGAAAUAAAGGCAGGUAACGUCUACAUAGUGGACUUUGAGGUGUUAGAUGGCAUCAAAGCGAACUGCACAGACCCGUGCACGCUGCAGUACCUGGCAGCUCCCCUCUGUCUGCUCUACAAGAACACGCUCAACAAGAUCCUGCCAAUAGCCAUACAGCUUGGGCAGACUCCAGGUGAAGACACCCCAAUCUUCCUGCCCACUGACGCUAAGUAUGACUGGCUGCUGGCAAAGAUCUGGGUGCGCUCGGCUGAUUUCCAGUACCACCAGAACAUCACGCACCUGCUCAGGACACAUCUCAUAACAGAGGUGUUUGCGAUCGCCAUGUUCAGGCAGCUCCCAGCGGUUCACCCCGUUUAUAAGCUUCUUAUCCCGCACAUUCGUUUCACUAUCGCCAUCAACACCAAGGCCAGAGACCAGCUCAUCAAUGAGCACGGCAUCUUUGACAAGGCCAACGCGACAGGCGGAGGUGGCCACGUGCAGCUGAUUCAGAAGGCCACAAAGACCCUGACCUUCAGGUCUCUGUGCUUCCCCGACAUGAUCAAGGCCCGUGGAAUGGACAGCAAGGAGGAGCUGCCCACCUACUUCUUCAGGGACGACGGCAACAGCGUGUGGGAGGCCACCAAGAGCUUCCUGUCCGAUGUGGUGCAUAUUUAUUACACCAGCGACGAGACGGUGCAGCAGGACGUGGAGAUCCAGGCCUUCGUCAAAGACGCGUCCAGCUUCGGGAUGCAGGACUUCGAUCACUGUGAGUUUCCCAAGGCCCUGAAAACACGUGAGGAGCUGUCAGAGUACCUGACUGUCGUUGUGUUCUCCGCCUCAUCGCAGCACGCGGCUGUCAACUUUGGACAAUUUGACUGGUGUUCCUGGAUCCCCAACGCUCCUUCUACCAUGAGGAAGCCUCCGCCCAACCAGAAGGGCGUGGCAGAUGUGAACCUGAUCCUCGACAGCCUCCCUGACCGCGGACGCUCCAGCUGGCACCUGGGCGCCGUGUGGGCCCUCAGCCAGUACCAGGAGAGCGAGCUCUACCUGGGCAUGUAUCCCGACGAGCACUUCAUCGAGAAGCCGGUGAAGGAGGCAAUGGAGAAGUUCAGGACGCGGCUGGCAGAGAUCACCAGCUCCAUCAAGAGGAGGAACGAGGGAAAGAAGCUGCCGUACUACAACAUGUCCCCUAACAAAAUCCCCAACAGCGUCGCUGUUUGAGGGGAAAAACACACACGUCUCUGUGUAAUAUUUGUACAAAUAGCACAUUGAGGCUCUGCUGAUGUUCCUGCACUGUACAAAUAUGCUUUUGUCACCAGAGCAUACAAGUUUAAUGAUACUGUAUAUGGAAAUUCAGAUAAGACAACAUAAGCCCAGGUUUUCAAACCUCUUCCUUUAUUUUGGGUGCAAGUUGAUAAAUGUUACUUCAGGUUAAAAAUUUAAAUUCAUGUUGAUCUUCAGAGUGUGCACAACUACCUGCUCCUUUUUAGGAGAGCAAAACGGAGAGAACUAAAAUUACUUCACUAUAGUUGCAUCACUCCACCAACCAGUGAAGUUUCCGUACAUUUUCUCCAGACUCAUGCUGGACAAAAGUUGAAGAAAUGCUGCAAAGACAGGUUGAAUAUAUCAUGUUCAAAAUGCCAAAAAUCACGUUUUGUGUGGCCACUGUGAUCUUGACCUUUGACCUUCUACCACCCAGAGUUUAUCAGUUACUUCAUGAGUGUAAAUGAACAUUUGUACCAAAAUUAAAAUGAUUUUAAUGUUUGCAAGACAUUUGAAGAAAUUCCCUGAAGGUGUUGUUUAGAUAUCAUGUUCACACGGAUGGGACGGACGUACAGACAAUCAGAAAACAUAAUGCUUCCGACCGCUGGCUGUCAUCAGUGAAGAGGCAUUGUGCAAAACUAAUAUGUUGUGCUACUGAUUACAUUAAUGCAAAAUUGACAGUUUGUAACAGUGUCAAAAAUAUUGUGACAAUUAAAUUCAAAUCCAGAACACAAAUAUCUGAACACUGACAACGACACGGAGCGUUAAAAGUAACUUAAUUUUUAUUUGGUUGUUCUUUUUAACUCUACAUACUUGUUCAAACAUGGGAACUUCAACUGAAAACACAUCAAUAUUUCUUUUAAAAACAUAUGUACUUUUACCAAAUUUUUUACAGUUACUAUUCCAAAGUAAAUUCACAGACAAACUCGUGGAAUGAUAUUAUAAGACAGGGGAACAGUCAUAUAUGUUCAAGUCCAGUCAGUAGUAAACAAAUGUAGCUUUAUGCAAGUUACACUAUUCCCAGACAUAAGAGAAUCGAAGAGAGAAGAGGAAGAAAAACAGAAGUACCUUUUCUUCUCAGUUGAUUUCCUGCUCAGUGGGAUCGUGAAGUGGAAAAAAAGAAUAAUUUCAUGGCGAUAGACACUUUGAAAGAAGAAGCUGCUCUGAGAGAAACGUGUCUGCUUGUUCGAGUGCCCUUUAGAGGCUUCCAUCUUCAUCAGGACCACAUCAAAACUUCUGUGUCAGACUUCAUGAGAGGAGCCAGCUCCUAUGAGUGGUAAAUAACAAAAUGCACAAUAUACAGCCCAACUUUUAACCAUCCAGAUCAAGGAAAUUAUAUGUUUAAAUAUCCAAUGUUUUUUCUUCUUUGUUGUUGUGGAAAAUUCAAAUAUGAUGCUGUGGUUAAACGUGUCUAUUCUGCAUUUUUAAAACCAAUUUCAACAAGCAAUUUUAAAAAGCAAUAAAAGCUGGAGCAGAUUCCCACGUUAAGCUUUGUACAA